UCCGACAGCAGCGGACUUACUGCCGAACAGUCAGAUGCCUUGCUCGACGUUCUAACGCAUCACGAAACCUACCAAGAGAUUGAGGACUUCAAAACACCAGGCGCCAUAUUCAACUACGGACCGCCAUUCCAAGACGAUCUCAACUCAUCCCAGGCGCCGAUAUUACAAGCUCUACUCUCAAAAUUCGUGCUCAAGCUUCCUGGUCUGCGCGAUGUUCCAGCUGAAUUCUGGAAAGGUCGGAUAGAGAAACUGAUCCAGGAGUUGGCAGAGGCUGAGCUGAGUGAGAGUUACGACAAGGGCGUCCUUGGAAUCCGGAAGACUCUGGCAACUGCUAUCUCGGCGCUGAUCGAGUACCCUGCUCGAGGCAUUCUAUCCUUUCCCAAGCAGCCAAUCGACCGGUCUCGAAAAUAUGAUGUCGCGAACGCCGACGAUGUGCUACAGGCUUGGAAGGAUUGCGUGCAGGACUUGGUGUACGGAGACCUCAUUGAUCGAUUGGUGCAGCGAGUCGCAGAGACCGACGACCUGACAAAGCACGAGACGUUGGUCCAAGCCUUUCACGAGUUCAUCCUGGUGAACCUGGCAUCGAUCAUGCAUUACACAUUGGUCCUCUCACCAGAGGGUGCUAGCAUUGUACGAAUGAUUGAAAACGUACAUAACCUUCUCCCGUACACCAUCAUGCGGCAAACACUGAAGAUUGGUAAUGUUGCCACGAUGCUGAGUGGCUUGGUGCGUGUAGUCCUUGCAAAAGCUAGCAUGGCGAGUGUCACCAAUUGGAUGGGCUUGAGCAGUGGUGCCGAUGAGGGAAUGAAUUUGCUUCAACAGAUCAUCUCACAGGUACUUGGCUGGGAUAAGCGUGAGCUCAAAAAGCGUGCCGACAAGCUCGAGAAAGAUAAGGAUGGUCCGCCGAAGGAGGUCCAGGACGAGCUGAAAGACUGGAUCAAGCGUAGCAGAGCUGAGCACGAAGAAUGUCGUACGCGGAGUCGAGAGUCGAACAUGUCGAUUGUGGCGGUCAUCUUGUCAUUGUCGUCUGUCUCGGCAGAUCUCUCACCACUACAGCACGACAAGGCUCACGAGUAUCUGUCGGUCAUUCUGGCGAUCCGAGACCGACAGGAGAUCGUCCGCGUGAUGUGCAAGAGAAAUCCCGAUAUUUUGACAGCUGCCAUCAGAGAAGCCGUGGACGCAUACACACCAAUGAUCCGCCAUGUUCAUCAGGCCGUGAACCUCUCGGAUACUCUCUGGGAUUUUGAGCGGUUCCUCACAGACAUGCUUAGUGUUGCCAAGCCCAAAGGAUCCAAAGGGCAGGAGAAGGCUCCGAGCGUGGAGGACUUUGUCGAUCUACUGCAUCGGCAUCAGAGUAGCGUCCACAAAUUCCUCCAUCAGGCGGCAAAGAACGGCAAAGAGAUGGUGUCAUGGUGGCAAGACUACGCUCACAAAGCUGUAGCUCAAUUCAGAUGCGAUGAGACGCCGCCUUCAAGUGCCUCGGUAGUGUCCGACAAGAUGACGAUGGGAGGAGCGAAGACAGCCAUGCACGAGGAGUUCGCGAAGCUGUCACAAGAUGACCAGAAGGUGGUCAAGCAAGAACUGGAGGCGCAUCGGAAGUAUGUCGAUGACAUCCACACAGCCUCUGCAACUCGCAUCAAAGCCGUCAUCGAAAGAACUCGCUCCUCGCCUUUCGGACCUGGAGCCUUUCUCGCAAGGUGGCAGCAACUUCUGGAUAACACGGUUGUCACUCCUGCUACCUUUCAAGGCCCGGUCCGGUAUGGA
Zymoseptoria tritici IPO323 is the source of this 1764-nucleotide messenger RNA. RefSeq lists its product as uncharacterized. Gene Ontology annotation, molecular function: phosphatidylinositol binding. The record is from RefSeq and is a predicted model, not a curated record. Lineage: Eukaryota; Fungi; Ascomycota; Dothideomycetes; Mycosphaerellales; Mycosphaerellaceae. The annotation marks the transcript as partial. The transcript has 2 exons.